This is a messenger RNA of Vombatus ursinus (common wombat), 762 nucleotides long. RefSeq names its product mitochondrial ribosomal protein S33 (gene MRPS33). Gene Ontology annotation, cellular component: mitochondrion. The record is from RefSeq and is a predicted model, not a curated record. The transcript has 3 exons. The coding region runs from base 133 to 453 and encodes 106 amino acids. NCBI's taxonomy places the organism in Eukaryota, Metazoa, Chordata, Mammalia, Diprotodontia, Vombatidae.
AACGCGUCGCCCUGGACACUGGUGGGGGGAGACGAGGGAGCCUGAUUUCCGGAGGACGUGACGUAUAGGGGAGGAAGGCCCGGACCCGUUAAAUUGGAACUGUCUUUAUUGGCGCUCUCUCUCUCUCUCAAGAUGUCAUCCCUUUCAGAAUAUGCCAUGCGAAUGGCUCGCCUGAGUGCUCGAAUAUUUGGAGAAGUGGCCAGCCCCACCGAUUCCAAGUCCAUGAAAGUAGUGAAGUUGUUUAGUGAACAGCCUUUGGCUAAAAGGAAGGAGACUUAUGACUGGUAUCCCCCUCACAACACCUAUUUUGCUCUCAUGAGGAAACUCCGUUUCUUUGGGCUUUACAGAGAUGAACAUCAAGAUUUUAAGGAAGAGCAAAGGCGACUCAAGAAGCUUCGUGGAAAAGGCAAACCAAAGAAAGGAGAAGGGAAAAGAUCAGCUGCAAAGAAAUAGCGUUGGACCAGUCUUUGGACCAAUCAGUGACUCAGAUGAGAAAGAAGUAGACAUGUUUAUUAUUUUUACACUCUCAAUAGUAAUACGGCUUCCCUAAAUUGAUAGUUAUUAGCCCAAGAAUCAUCCCUCUUACCUCAUCACUCAUCAUGCUGAAUUAGGAUUGGAUUCUUGAGUAUAUUUUUGUCCUUAAAUGUUAUUUUGGCCUUGAUAAUUAUGUGACUAUGUCAUCUAUUGUCUUCUCAAAGAAAUUAUUAAUAUUUAAGUAUUUACUAAUUUUCUAGCAAAAAAAAAAUCCUCACUAAAUUGGCA